GCUCACUACACUCAACAGCGACAGGAUGAAGGUUCUGGUAGCCAUCUGCCUUUUUGGCCUCGUGGCCACAUCUAUGGCUGAGGGUGAAUGCGUGAUUUCGGAAGACUGCAACAACCACGAUGGAAGAGCCCUGUGCUACAACCAGGAGUGUCACAGAGACGUGCCUUGCAACAAGGAUAACGACUGCUUCUUCUGGGCUGCUGCUGAUGUAGCCAUGGGUCACCCCCAUCCUGAAUGCUAUGAUGUACAGGAAGUGAAGAGGGCUCCUGGGUACGGCACAUGCGUUCUGAAAGAGCAUGCAGGCAACAAAUACGACCGAAUUCCAGGCGAUGAUGUCGCAGCCCUGGAGGAUUUCCAAUCCUAGACUAUCACUUUCGCUGGAUUCUGCAUAUCGCAAUAGAUAUGACUUACCUGUAAUCCGCAUAGUCCUAAAGCUAAGUCAUCCGCAGAAUUAAGAAGUCAAAAGAGACCAAUUAUAUUGAAGAAUUAUUUCAUGACUAUGAAGAGUUUCUUUGAUGGAACGUUAGUAAAUACCCACAGUAACAGAGGAAAGAGAAAGGAGAUGUAAAGCAUUCAAAUAAAGAUAUCUCUCCUGACAAUCCA
Messenger RNA from Liolophura sinensis, 603 nucleotides. RefSeq lists its product as uncharacterized. NCBI's taxonomy places the organism in Eukaryota, Metazoa, Mollusca, Polyplacophora, Chitonida, Chitonidae. Bases 26 to 364 code for a protein of 112 amino acids. The record is from RefSeq and is a predicted model, not a curated record. The transcript is spliced from 4 exons.